This is a messenger RNA of Trichomonas vaginalis G3, 3234 nucleotides long. RefSeq names its product transport protein TRAPP family. Bases 1 to 3234 code for a protein of 1077 amino acids. Gene Ontology annotation, cellular component: cytoplasmic vesicle; phagophore assembly site; TRAPPIII protein complex. Gene Ontology annotation, molecular function: protein binding. Lineage: Eukaryota; Parabasalia; Trichomonadida; Trichomonadidae. The transcript has a single exon. The record is from RefSeq and is a predicted model, not a curated record. Gene Ontology annotation, biological process: protein localization to phagophore assembly site; endoplasmic reticulum to Golgi vesicle-mediated transport.
AUGAAAUCUGCAGAACAUGUAUAUUCUUUUAAAGCUCGGCAGUUCAUCAAGCAAAGGUUUGCACCUAUUAUAGUUGGUUUUGUAGACACAAAUGCCGAAAAAGCAUUUGCUCCGACUGGAGUUUCAUUCUCUGACUUUUUUGCAGGACUCUGUACUGCCUAUCAAGAACCAAUUCGUUACUAUGAUGUGACAACAUUUGUUGAUGCCCAAGAAUCUACAUUUUUCGAGUCAAUUAAAAAUGACACGACAAAAUACGGACAAUUGUUUAUUCCGCCGCAAUUUGAAAAGGAAGCUAGUGUCGAUACGAAUAAUGUCAAACUCGAAUGUCCCGUUCCAAAGAAACUUUUAUUUGGAUCUGAGGAUACAAGAUUUACGCCUUGGUACAAGAAUUUCAUUCAUCAUCUUUGCGAAAGCAUUAAAAUCAAGAAAUACGAAUUUUGUGAUAUCCCUUUUUGCUUAUUAUACGUUUCUACAGCACAAUCUCCUAAUAUCGAUAAUAAAUCAGUCAGAAAAAUGAUCCCAAUACCUUCUUGGAUGGCACCAUUUAUCUCAGAUAUCCCAGUUGGACGGAUUAUCAUUUACGAUCCUAUUGUCACUCCAAAUCCUCCAAAAAUCAACAAAUCAGACCAAAGUUUCGUGUUUCCACUCCCAGUGAAAUCAAAACCAGAUGAAACACAGUCAAAAUCAGAUUUUUACAAAAAAUAUUUUUCACAUGAUCCAAAUAUUGUUAAUGCUUUAACGAAAUCGCAGAUCAUUGGUAAUAAUGAGAUUGCAAAAACACUAGAAAUAAUCUCAGUUGUCUACCGUGGAGAAAUAUCUCCUUUAAUUCAGAGACAAAUCAACGAUUUGAAAGAGAAAAUCGAGAAAACAAAGAAGGUUUCGAACAGACUUCGUGGAAUUUUCAAGAAAAAGUCAGAUACCGAAAAACAAGGCGAAUUACCAGAAACGAAGACAAAUCAAUUACGUUUGGCAGCACUUUACAUGAUUACAGGUCAAUAUCCUGAAGCAGAAAAGCUUUUUAAGCACAUUUCGCAGCAUAAUCCUUUAUUAAAGUUGCAAAUUUCAGCAAAAUUCUGGCAUAAUCUUGCAUGUUUUGCGCAGAACAACUUUAAUUUCAGUAAUUCUAGGGAAUUAUGUGAAGAAGUGUUUAAAUCAAAUGAUAUUCGUUUUAUUUUGUAUACAUUUAUUGUUUUAUCAGAGAUUUACCAUGCUGAAAACAACAAUGACUCAUCCAUUAACGUCAUGAAUAUCGCUAUUGCUCAAAUCAAGCAGAAUUGGGAAGGUUUAGAACAGACAAUUAAUUUAAUUUUGGCAUUGUUCUAUGAAAGGCUUUCCGGACUCCAAGAAAACGAAAAGAGAAUAUUGUACUCGCUUGCACAAGCCGCAGAAAUGUACAUGCAGGCCUUACAACAUGGACAUUGCUUAAGAUGCACAAUUUGGCUCAUUAAUUGUCUUCCUCAUGACUCUUGGCCGUAUCUUUACCAAAGGGCAUUGCUUAAUAAAGCGAUUUCUCUUAAUUUUCUGAACGAAGUCAUCCGAGCAAUUUUAGAUUGCAAAGAACUCCUUGAAAUGGACGGUCUCCAGGAAGCUCUCCAAGAGCGAACAAUCAGUCAGUUCUGGACACCUUUCAAUAACCCUAGUUUCGACCCAUCAAAAUUCGAAAUUACUUUUUCACCGUUAGUUGGCGUGAAAAAGGUCGUAAUUAUCACCCCAUCUGAUCCAGAAUAUUGGGGAUUCCUUCGUGACGACUUCCAGAAUAUACUUGACGCCUUCGUGAAAAUAAAAGAAGAAUGGGAAAAAUUGUAUGGAAAAACUUUGACGAUAGAGAGUUGGAUGUCGAACAAAACAGAGACGAAAGAAGAGAUAUAUGAAGUAUCAACAGGAUGCAACAUCAAAGUUCUCAUCCAACUUUCAAAUAAAUACGUUUUCGGUGUGAAUUUGACAAAAGCAGAAUUAGUUGCAGAAUUCACUCCAGAAAACAAAGAAGAAAACUGUGAUGAUUCAUACAAGACCAACCCUGCAUUUCGUGUUGAUAUUCCAAGCAGAAAAGCAGCUUUAGAUGGUGUUUCGAAAGUUCUUCCUUUGGAUUUCGUUUGCAAGAAAACAGGAGUUUUCAAAAUCAACAAAUUCCAAAUGCAAAGUUGGGGAUGUGUUGAAACAAGUGUUACUUUCGAACCAGCUAUUAUCAAAGCUUCUGAUUCAUUCCCUUUAAUCACAAUGUCAAUAGAAAAUCUUCCAAAUGAAUUAGUUCAAGGAAUUUGUGUCAGAUUUUCUGUCAAAAUUGUGAACAAUGGAACGAAAACGGUUAGCGGUUUGACACUUGGCUUUGACCAUCCAAAUUCCAUUGCGUAUGAAGGAAAUGUUGAUUAUCAUUUCGGAAUUGCUUCUGUUAACUUGGAAGAGAAAAUUGAACCAGGAAAAUCAAUUUGUAUUCCAAUGAUUUUCAGAGCAGCGAAAGUCAACAUCAACAGAGUUCAUUUUUACUUGUCACACUCGCAAACCAUUGUUUCUUUGACAGCUUUAUCUGUUAAAGUUAAUUCUUCUGUAUCUAUAUACUCAAGAAUCAUUCCUUUCGCUCAUGACACUUCAAAGUUUGCUUUGAAAGUAAAAUUCGAUCCAAAAGUUGACGGAUUGACAAUUGUCGGAGUUUUCGACAAAACAGGAAAACUUCUUAAGACAUUACAUCCUAAUCCUGCCAGCCUUGUUCAAAAGGAAUCGAGCGCAACGAUAGUUUACUACGCUGACCAACACAACGAAGAAUUUGUUUUAGAACCAUGGAGAUUGUUUAUGUUGGAACAAAAUUCUUACGCGAUGUUGUUCAAAGUUGAAGGUAAUGAACUACUCGCACAACAGAAUAUGAGAAUACAUCCUGAUAAUAGUCAAAUGGUUCGAAUUUCUGCACCAACAUUCGUGAAAUUCACUCCCGGUGUUUCUGUGAAUGUUUCACUCAAAAUUGAGUCAGAAAAUCCUGUUUUUGUUCAACCAAAAGACAUUGAAUUACUCAAUGAUGAAAAGAACCAGAUAACUCCUAUAAUGCCUGCAAGAUGGACUGGUGUUACAAGGAAAUGUUUGAAUGCUGAAAAUCAAUUUUCUGCAAACUUCACAUUUAAUGUCUAUUUGCCUGGAAUUUACUCAAUAACUGGGUUUAUGACAAGCGAAAACAAAGAAUUCGCGAUGAUCAAGGAUUUGUCUAUCCUCCAUUUGAUUAGAGUAUCUGAAAACGAAACAAAAUGA